AUGUCCUCCCUGAAGUCUGAAUGUACCAAAACGUCACGCAAACUGCGAGUUCGUCUGAACCCGACCUUCAAAGAUGAGAAGGUGUGCACCAUAAAGGAGAUUCCUAUUCCACAUGAAUGGUACCAGCCAGGGGCCCUCAUCAUUGGUGGCAUGGCCUCUCAGUUCAGUUAUCAUCUACAUGAACUAAAAUUUGAUCAAUAUAUUGCUCAAGAGAUGUUUGAAGUCACAGACAUGACAACAAAGUUUUACCAGCACUCCCUGGCGUUGGCAUUUGCUGUAGACAACAUCAACAGGAAUCCCAAGAUUUUGCCUAACGUCACUCUCGGGUUCCACGUCUAUGACACCUACAAUGAUGAUAAGAUGACCUACCGGGCCACUCUGGAUCUGCUCUGUAAAUUGCAUAGAUAUUAUCCCAAUUAUGAAUGUGACACCCAGAAAAACCUAAUGGCUGUCAUAGGGGGACUUGGCUCUGACACCUCCGUUCACAUGGCAGAGCUUCUAGGUCUCUACAAGAUUCCACAGCUCACCUAUGGGUCAUUUUCCCCACUGGACAGGGAGAACUCAAAGUCCACUUCCUUUUACUGGAUGGUUCCCAAUGAAGCGCAUCAGUAUGUAGGAAUUAUCCGGUUACUUCAGCAUUUUGGAUGGACAUGGAUUGGGCUCUUUGCUGUGAAUAAUGAUAGUGGAGAACAUUUUAUGCAGGAAAUGGAACCAUUGCUUUCCCAACAUGGCAUUUGCACGGCCUUCAAAGAAAUGAUUAUAAACCAAGGCCGCUGGAAUACCCCAGGGAAUACUAUAGAUUUAUUUUCUAAUGUUUAUACAGCUUUAAUAGAUAGUAAAGCAAAUGCAUUUAUCUUCUAUGGAGAAUCUAUGACCAUUAUAUCAACGACCACAUUUCUAUAUCUUGGUAAUCACGAAUUACUGGGAAAUACUUCAUUUAGAUGGGUGUGGGUUAUGACGGCCCAGGUUGAUUUUGUAUUGGGAGGCCUGCAAAGGUUCUGGGGUCUGGAAUUCUUCCAGGGUGCCAUUUUCUUCUCAGUUCACUCACAGGAUCUUCUAGGAUUCCAGACAUUCCUUAGAAACAUAAAGCCUUAUCGGACAAAAGGGGAUGGAUUUCUCAAGGAUUUCUGGGAGCUAGCAUUUGACUGCACACUUCCAAAUUCCCAGGAAAUGUCCAUGGUUGAUGGAACAUGUACCGGGAAGGAGAAGCUGGAUAGCCUCCCUGGGCCUGUUUUUGAAAUGCACAUGACUGGCCACAGCUACAGCAUCUAUAAUGCUGUCUAUGCCAUUGCAUGUGCUCUGCAUGCCAUGUACCUCUCCCGCUGCAACCACAGAUCAGUGACUAAUGUUGGCAAAAGAGAUGGCCUUCAUGAUCUCCACCCUUGGCAGCUCCACCCAUUUCUUCAACACAUUUCAUUUAACAACUCAGCAGGGGAAAUUGUGUCUUUUAAUGAUAAUAAGGAAAUGGGAGGUGUAUUUGAUGUCAUGAACUUGGUCAUAUUCCCAAACAAGUCCUACGGUAGAAUGAAAAUUGGGAAGAUGGAUCCUGAUGCUUUUGAAGGAAACGAAUUGAUCAUUGAUGAAGAAAGAAUUGUGUGGCCAAGCCGUUUCAACCAGGUGCCCGUUUCAGUGUGCAAUGACAACUGCUAUCCUGGUUCUCACAAGCAAAAGAAGGAUGGAGAGAAAUUUUGCUGCUACGAUUGUGUUCCUUGCCCAGAAGGAAAGAUUUCAAACCAGAAAAAUAUAGAGGACUGUAUCAGAUGCCGAGAAGAUCACUAUCCAAGCAAGGACCAAGAUGAAUGCGUUCUCAAGACAAUUAGUUUUCUGUCUUAUGCAGAACCCCUAGGGGUCAGUUUAGCCUCAGUUACAACUUCUUUUUCCCUAAUCACAGUGCUGGUGCUGGCAAUUUUUGUUAAGUACAGAGACACACCCAUAGUCAAAGCCAAUAACAGGGAUAUCACCUACACCCUACUAAUCUCUCUGUUGCUCUGCUUUGUCUCUUCUUUGCUGUUCCUCAGACAACCUAUAACUGUGACCUGUUUGCUCCGACAAUCUACUUUUGGCAUAGUCUUCUCAGUGGCUGUUUCUUGUGUGCUAGCCAAAACUAUAAUGGUGGUUGUAGCUUUCAUGGCCACCAAACCAGGGUCCAGCAUUAAGAAGUGGGUGGGGAAAAGACUGGCCAAUACCAUUAUCCUUCUUUGCACCCUGAUUCAAGCAGGCAUUUGUACCUUGUGGUUAGCAACCUCUCCCCCAUUCCCAGAUUUAGACAUGCAGUCCCUGAAGAGAGAGAUGGUAGCAGAAUGUAAUGAAGGGUCUGCCAUCAUGUUUUACAGUGUUUUGGGCUACUUGGGACUUCUGUCCCUCAUCAGCUUGACUGUGGCUUUCCUGGCCAGGAAGUUGCCCGACAGUUUCAACGAAGCCAAGUUCAUCACCUUCAGCAUGCUGAUCUUUUGCAGUGUUUGGUUGUGUUUUGUUCCAACCUACCUGAGCACCAAAGGGAAAUACAUGGUAGCCGUGGAGAUCUUCUCUAUCUUGGCUUCCAGUGCUGGACUACUGGGUUGUAUCUUUUUCCCCAAGUGUUACCUUAUUAUUUUAAGACCUCAGUUGAACAAAAGGGAACAGAUGAUACGAAGAAUGAAGUAA
Eublepharis macularius is the source of this 2643-nucleotide messenger RNA. RefSeq names its product vomeronasal type-2 receptor 26-like. Gene Ontology annotation, biological process: G protein-coupled receptor signaling pathway. Gene Ontology annotation, cellular component: membrane. The record is from RefSeq and is a predicted model, not a curated record. NCBI's taxonomy places the organism in Eukaryota, Metazoa, Chordata, Lepidosauria, Squamata, Eublepharidae. Gene Ontology annotation, molecular function: G protein-coupled receptor activity. The transcript is spliced from 7 exons. Bases 1 to 2643 code for a protein of 880 amino acids.